ACGAAACCAAAACCAGCUUGCCGGGCCCUCUGCACCGCCCGCGCUCCGCUGGGUUUGGGGCUUCCUCGCGGCCGCCAAGGGCGCGUCUCUCCUCCACCAUGGCAUCAGUUUCGAAUGUCAAGAAAUCGAGAGCUCCUGAAAGAACCAUUGUCGUUGCUGGUCUUCCUGUUGGCCUUUUGAGUGAUCAGUUGCUGACUACAUUAGUGGAGAGUUACUUCCGAGACAUUAAAAAUGAGGGUGGAGAUAUUGAAGAUGUGAUAUAUCCAACAAGAACCAAAGGAGUUGCAUAUGUAAUAUUCAAAGAAAAGAAAGUUGCAGAGAAUGUUGUCAGACAAAAGAAACACCAUCUAGCAAUUCAGAAGAUGGUACAUGCUCAACUCACAGUCUCUCACUUUAGUGAAAAGGUCUUCAGCUCUGUGAAAGCUACCCUUGAUCUUUCUGUUUUUCGUGGUCAAAUUAUCCUGGAAAGCCUGGUAAUAGACCUGAAAAAGAAAAUCCCAACUUUAAACUUCAGUCCCUUGGGACCUGGAGGAAGAAUCUCUGUGGAAGGACCCUUUCUGGCUAUCAAGAAGCUCAAAGAGUCUUUGCUAUCAAAAGCAAGUUCUCUUUUAGAAGAAAACAGGAAUUUUAUGACUGAAGGGAGAAAACAGAACAGACAAAGCCCUGAAAAGAGUCUACAGAGAAGUGAUAACUUGGUGGAGACGCUCAGGCCCUUAGUACCUGAAACUGUUAGAAGCCCAGAAAUGCUUGUGAUGGACACAGAUGUUUUCCUUUACCUGAAAUGGAAGUGUGAGUUUUAUGAAAUCACACUGAACAAAUUUAAUAUUCUAAGUCAGGAGAGGGUGGAUGGUGAUGUCACCACCAUUUGUCUAGCAAGUGCUCAAGGUGAUUCUGGGCGAAACAGUGCGCGGUACGUAAAGGAGCUCAUUGAGGAAUGGGUCCAGGCUCUUCACUCUGAGCUUAGGAAAGAGACAUUUAUUUUGGAAGGAAAGGGAAAUAGAGAGAAGAGAAAUAUUGAACGGGUAUGUGAACAACUACAAUCAAGACACCUUAGGGUUCUGGUUAAUUUUCAUAAGACACACAUUGACAUUAUAGGUUCUUCUCCUGACACUUACCUAUUUAAAAAAGAGGUCAUGAAAUUAAUAGGGCAAAAGGUUAGUUAAUAAAAUCUCAGUCAUAGAUGUUAAUAGUGCCCUUCCCUUACCGAGUAGUGACUAUACCCAUACUACUCUAUCUAGCUCACAUUUCACCUUUGGUCACCAUCUUUCUUUGUGAGCAUUACUAUCCUUAUGUUGUAGGGGAAGAAACUAGGAUUUGGGGAAAUUAAAACUCUUGUGAAUUUAUUCAGCUAACAAGAAAUGAGACUGGGAACCUAGGAAUGGGAACCUAGUCUAUCUGAUUACAAAGAUAAUAUCUAAAUAAAACUUUGGAAAAACUAAACUUCCAAGAAAUCUCAUAUUCUCUGGAAAUCCAAAUUAUUAGAAAAGAAGUAGCCUGAACACAUGGGAGUUUGGAUGAUCAUUAUGCCUGUUGGCAAUUUGUUAAUAGUUACCAAGUCUGUAUUUACUCAUAGAAUUAGAAUGAUAUCAAAAAACUUGGGAAACUACUUGAAAGUAUUUUUAA
Molecule: messenger RNA, 1623 nt
Organism: Urocitellus parryii (Arctic ground squirrel)
Lineage: Eukaryota; Metazoa; Chordata; Mammalia; Rodentia; Sciuridae
Gene: Rbm43
Product: RNA binding motif protein 43
Molecular function (GO): RNA binding
Source: RefSeq, a predicted model, not a curated record